Messenger RNA from Lycium barbarum (goji berry), 1469 nucleotides. Its product is annotated as mitogen-activated protein kinase kinase kinase 17-like. The record is from RefSeq and is a predicted model, not a curated record. The transcript has a single exon. Gene Ontology annotation, molecular function: protein kinase activity; ATP binding. NCBI's taxonomy places the organism in Eukaryota, Viridiplantae, Streptophyta, Magnoliopsida, Solanales, Solanaceae. Gene Ontology annotation, biological process: protein phosphorylation. Bases 33 to 1145 code for a protein of 370 amino acids.
UAACUUGCUCCUACCAAAUUCUUCUCCAAUAAAUGGACUGGAUCAGAGGCCACACUAUUGGCCAUGGCUCUACAGCUGUCGUCUCGGUCGCCAUGUCAUGCUCCUCCGGUGAGAUUUUUGCUGUCAAGACCACAGAGCUAUCUCGGUCCGAAUUCUUGCAAAAGGAGCACAAAAUUCUAUCAACAUUGAACUCCCCUUACAUAGUUGACUACAAGGGGUACGAUGUAACCAGAGAGAACAACAAGGUCAUGUUCAAUCUUAUGAUGGAAUACAUGUCCGAUGGGACCCUCACUGAUGAAAUCAGGAAACAAGGAGGCCGGUUAGAUGAGCAGUUGAUCGGAUAUUACACGAAGCAAAUUGUUCAGGGACUAGACUACCUACAUUCGAAAGGCAUAGUGCAUUGCGACAUUAAGGGAUGUAACAUUUUGUUAGGUAAAACAGGUGCUAAAAUUGGAGAUUUUGGUUGUGCUAAGCUUGUUGAUCAGGCUAAAUGGAACGGUGGCACGCCUAUGUACAUGGCACCAGAAGUGGCUCGUGGUGAAGAACAAGGAUUUCCAGCUGAUAUAUGGGCAUUAGGAUGCACUAUUACAGAAAUGGCCACUGGUGGUUCACCAUGGACUACCUUUGGCAACCCUGCUUCAUUGCUUUACCAUAUUGCAUUUUCUGGCCAAACACCAGAAAUUCCAAAGUUUUUGUCAUCACAAGCAAGAGAUUUUUUAACCAAAUGCUUGACAAGAAAUCCAAAACAAAGAUGGUCUGCUAAACAACUCCUUAAUCAUCCAUUUCUUGAGGAGUCCAAUUUAUUAUACAGAAAUGCAAAUCAAGAUUUCAUCACAAAUUCUCCAACAAGCAUUCUUGAUCAAGACAUUUGGAAUUCAGAAACCAAUGAUGAUUCAACACAAGAAAUUAGUCCAAUGGAUUUAACUCUACAAAGGGUAAGAAAAUUGUAUAUGCAAUCAAGAAAACCAGACUGGAAAUUGGAUGAAGGUUGGAUCACAGUCAGAGAUUGCAAUGAAGAUUUGCCAGCUUGCCAAGAUAACAUUUUUUAUUGCAGUAGUUGUAGUAUACAACAGAGAACUAUAAUUAGCACUCUCAAUUUUGUCACACAUAAAAGAGAUUCACCAAAUAAAAUUAUAUGUUCAUAAAUCUGUCUCCUCUCUCAGAGGAGCGGACCCACUAGCAAAUUUUGGGUGCUCCAGCACCCGUUGAACUCAGUCACGGAGUGUAUAGUUGUAUAGAAAAUAUAAAAGAAACAGAUAUAAAUAGUUAAUAGAGCACCCAUGAAGUGAUAAUUUUACUUCUCUAUUAUUAUCAAGCACCCCCGAACUCAAAAUCCUGGGUCCGCUGCUCUCUCUUUUACCUUCCUUGGCUUACUUUUCUUAUUUUGCAUUUUGCAUUUUCUCAUUUGCACUUGUAGCAGAAGAUAUUAGCACACAGAAUUAAAAUUCAACAUCCAAAAUUGUAUAAAA